UGGCCCCUACGAUGUUGCUGCUCUUUUUUUCAAAAAAGCCUGUGCGUUUUUAUUAUUUUCAUAAAAUACGGGGAAGCUUCAUUUAUCACAAGAUGUAUCUGGACGCCAUUCCGUCUACAUUCAUCCACGGGGGUUUAUAUCCAUCCAUCUUCUCCUUCCGCAGCAUAAAUUUCCCCAACAAGGAAACUAUUCAAAUCCCUGAAAUUCUGAGCAGAUCCUUCGCUGCGCUGUUGGAGUCAUAUGAUUUGAGGCUUCGAAAUUUAUAGCUGUUCGCCUGGAUUCUGAGGAGGCCUUAUUCAACGAUUUCAACCAGAGAGGGAUCCAAAACUGUAAAGAAAGAAAGGAGCUUGUAAAGAAAAUGGAGGUGAGAAGAGAAAAGGCUCCUAUUCCUAUUCCGCUGUGUUGUGAAGAGAAAAAGUUGACAGUAAGUUUAAAGAAGGAUCCGCUUCAUACGAUGUACAAAGUCCCAUUUGCGGAUACUCCCUAUGGCAGAGCCAAGCACCUCCAGCUUGUGGACAAGGACCCGGAGGGUGCCAUUGCCCUUUUCUGGCAAGCCAUUAAUGCCGGGGACCGCGUUGACAGCGCUCUUAAAGAUAUGGCUGUCGUCAUGAAGCAGCACAACAGAUCCGAAGAGGCUAUUGCGGCCAUUAAAUCCUUCAGACACCUAUGCUCUGACCAAGCGCAGGAGUCUCUUGAUAAUGUGCUUUUUGAUCUAUAUAAGAAAUGUGGUAGAUUAGACGAGCAAAUCGAGCUGCUGAAGCACAAGCUCUGCCUAAUUCAGCGCGGCGCUGCAUUUAACGGGAAGGCUACCAAAACAGCACGGUCACAUGGAAAGAAGUUUCAACUCUCCAUAAAGCAGGAGACUACCCGACUUCUGGGCAAUUUGGGAUGGGCAUACAUGCAGCAGCUCAACUUCGCCGCCGCCGAAAUCGUUUACAGAAAAGCGCAGUUAAUCGAUCCGGACGAGAACAAGGCCUGCAAUUUGAGCAUAUGCCUGAUGAAGCAGGGGAAGGUAGAGGAGGCUAUCAAUAUUCUCCAGGCGUCACUCUCAACGAGCAAAGAACACAAGCCGUUGGAUCGAACAGAGGAAUUACUCAAACAGAUUCAGGCCCUCAAAAUUGAAGAAAAUGCUACUCUACAAGCAGAAUCAGAUCUUCUUGACUUGCAAUUGCCAGAAUGGAAUUGGAGCACUCAGAUGGGCCGAAAAAGAAAUCGAUUGCGUGUUUUUGAGCAGAUGACUGCAGUAGCAUUCUAGAGAUCAAAUUUUACAUGUUAGUGCGCCUUUGCAAGCUCCAGGUAGCCUUAAAAACGCUCCUCUCUAUAUUUACUGGGAUGGAGAUGUGUGUUAUAUGGAGGCCUGUAAAUUGAUGGUCUCUGCCCUGUUUUUGCCAGUUUUGACCAUAUUUUACAGUCUCAGUUGAAGAGGCCCGAGAUUAAUAUAGGAAAAUUUACAGGCAUUUAUAUUAGUAAAUCGUAAAUAUUUAUUGUAGGUAAAAUUUGUAUUAAUAUACUUGAUAUUUAAUAAGAAAUAUAUAUGAGUGCAGGGAAAUUAUUUCU
Molecule: messenger RNA, 1557 nt
Organism: Cryptomeria japonica (Japanese cedar)
Lineage: Eukaryota; Viridiplantae; Streptophyta; Pinopsida; Cupressales; Cupressaceae
Product: protein SULFUR DEFICIENCY-INDUCED 2
Exons: 6
Coding region: 359-1255 (298 amino acids)
Molecular function (GO): protein binding
Source: RefSeq, a predicted model, not a curated record